Messenger RNA from Phragmites australis (common reed), 1813 nucleotides. Its product is annotated as pre-mRNA splicing factor SR-like 1. The record is from RefSeq and is a predicted model, not a curated record. The transcript has 5 exons. Bases 293 to 1582 code for a protein of 429 amino acids. Gene Ontology annotation, cellular component: precatalytic spliceosome. NCBI's taxonomy places the organism in Eukaryota, Viridiplantae, Streptophyta, Magnoliopsida, Poales, Poaceae.
UCGCAUCCCUAGCCGGCCCUAACGAAUCAAUCCGCUUCCUUCUUCCCCUUCCCCUUCCUGUGGUGGCCGCCGCACGCCUCCUCCGCCGAACCCGCGCACGCCGCUCACCCCAAAGGGAAUCCUCUCUCGGAGUCGUCCUCACCGUCGCUCUCCUCCCCACGAACGGACCGGCGUGGAGCGGAGAUCCAUCCGGACCUCGAUUGGUAUCUUCUUUUGCUGGUUACAUAAAGUUUCAGAUAGGAAGAGACACCUUCUCGCUGUUUCUUGUUCAGAUUUGAGAUUUACUUGAAAGAUGGAGAUACAGACUUCAGGGAAGCCCAUUGAUCUGCUGAUGGAGAAGGUUCUUUGCAUGAACAUUCUGUCUUCUGAUUACUUUAAGGAGCUCUACAGGCUGAAGACCUAUCAUGAGGUCAUUGAUGAGAUUUACAAUCAUGUCGAUCACGUGGAGCCUUGGAUGACUGGCAAUUGCAGGGGCCCCUCGACUGCAUUCUGUCUCCUCUACAAGUUCUUCACCAUGAAGCUUACUGUCAAACAGAUGCACGGUUUGUUGAAGCAUCCUGACUCCCCAUACAUUAGAGCUAUUGGUUUCUUGUAUCUUCGCUAUGUUGCGGACCCAAAGAUUCUGUGGACAUGGUACGAGCCCUAUCUAAAGGACGAUGAGGAAUUCUCCCCUGGAUCUAAUGGCCGCAAUACAACCAUGGGUGUUUAUGUGCGUGAUCUUAUACUUGGACAGUACUACUUUGAUAGUCUUCUUCCAAGAAUUCCUCUUCCAGUAACUCGUCAGGUUACAGCCAAUCUUGAGAAGAUGAAAUUGCCCACAAAGCUUUCUGGGGUGACUGGGGACUCCAGUCGACAGGGAUCAGAAGAUACUGCACGUCGCCCUCCUUCUGUGAAAGCUUCUCUGUCAGUUUCCUUUGGACAGCGUGCUCCACAUCGGGCUUCCACUAGGGAUUCAUCCCCAGUUCGGCGAACAGUCACCCAUGAUGAUAAUCGAAGAUCAUUCUCACCAUCUCGUCGUAGUGGAAGCCAUGAGGGUCCUGACCGUGAUCAUUCUGACCGAGAACUUGACCGUUCUAACCGUGACCGUGACCGUGACCGCUCGAGCCGUGACCGGGACAGGGACCGUUCGAGCCGUGACUGGGACCGAGACAGGGACAAGGAUAUCAGAGAUUAUCAUCGUCGUGAGCGUGAUAGCAGGGAUCGUGAUUACAGGUCCAGGCAUUCAGAAGAAAGGCAAGAUGACAGAAGGGAUCGUGAUAGCAGGGAUCGUGAUUACAGGUCCAGGCAUUCAGAAGAAAGGCAAGAUGACAGAAGAGAUCGUGAUAGCAACAGACAUAGACGCUCUAGCUCCCGUCAUAGGAGUAGAAGCCGGAGUCGAAGCAGGAGCAGGAACGAGCAGCGAUCCAGUCCAUUUGGGGAUGCAAAUAAAGAGAAGACAGCCGUCGUCUCAAGCAACCUAGCAAAGCUGAAGGACUUGUAUGGUGACGUAACUGAGAAGAAGCAAGAUGGUGAUGCCGAAAAGCUUCGUCGUGACUCAUGCGCAGAGGAGGUCAUCAGGCUGGGAGGCCCGAAAUGGAGGUAAAUUCCAACCUGUAAAACUGUGGUUUCCAUUUGUCAGUGCGCUGGCUUGAUCUGCCAGCCUCUCUGUAAACCUUCGUAUUCUCAUACAUGUUAGCUCCGUAUUCUCAUAUGUUAGCGCAUGUAUUAGUCAUUUGGUUAUGGAUGCUGUUUCGUAUGUUGUUUGGUUGUUACCAUGCAUUUGGAGACAUUGAAAUCCACUUUGUAUGAAACAUGGUAUCCAUGCUUUUUCGUA